Messenger RNA from Acomys russatus (golden spiny mouse), 279 nucleotides. Its product is annotated as mitochondrial import inner membrane translocase subunit TIM16-like. Gene Ontology annotation, cellular component: TIM23 mitochondrial import inner membrane translocase complex. The transcript has a single exon. The record is from RefSeq and is a predicted model, not a curated record. Gene Ontology annotation, biological process: protein import into mitochondrial matrix. The coding region runs from base 1 to 279 and encodes 92 amino acids. Lineage: Eukaryota; Metazoa; Chordata; Mammalia; Rodentia; Muridae.
AUGGGUGUACAGGUGGCCGGCAGAGCCUCUGCCUGGGCCCUGAAGCAGGAGUUUGCAACAAGCUCGGCAGCUGCUGAUGCUCAGGGUCGUGCUGGGCACCAGUCUGCAGCUGCAUCCAAUCUCUCUGGCCUCAGCCUCCAGGAAGCCCAGCAGAGGCCAGAGGAAGUCCAGAGGAAUUAUGAGCACCUAUUUAAGGUGAGUGAUAAGUCCAUGGGUGGCUCCUUCUACAUGAGGUCAAAGGUUGUCUGUGCACAGGAACGCCUAAAACAGGAACUCUGA